This is a messenger RNA of Ixodes scapularis (black-legged tick), 1206 nucleotides long. It is a transcript of the gene Alg13, whose product is annotated as UDP-N-acetylglucosamine transferase subunit ALG13 homolog. The record is from RefSeq and is a predicted model, not a curated record. The transcript is spliced from 5 exons. Gene Ontology annotation, molecular function: hexosyltransferase activity. Gene Ontology annotation, biological process: dolichol-linked oligosaccharide biosynthetic process. Lineage: Eukaryota; Metazoa; Arthropoda; Arachnida; Ixodida; Ixodidae. The coding region runs from base 264 to 758 and encodes 164 amino acids.
UCGCGAAAGGUGAGCGACGCCAGCCGAAAGCUGCGGCAGCCGACAGAAUAAAAAAAAAAAAAAAAAAAUAUACGACGCGUGUGUUCAGCAGGCGUAUUGCAUCACUGGAAGAGUGCUGCGCUCAUUCUAAAGAUACCUGCCUAGAGUUUCACUUUGUGAGCGUUACAAAAGCGUUUCGACAAUCGCGAGGAGUUGCGAAGUCUGCUGCCGGGGUCGAAAUAGGAGGUGCUCACCCAAUUCCGCAGGCGACGACAAAACGCGACAUGAAAACAGUCUUCGUCACCGUGGGCACAACGUCAUUCGAUGACCUAAUUGACACCAUCAUCUCGUCGGACGUUCUUAACGUCUUGAAAUCUCAGGGGUACACCAAAAUACUCCUUCAAGUUGGGAAAGGCAACACUCCAAAGGUGGACAGUUACGUGGAACCGUCCGUGGAGAGCUACAACUUUAAAGAUUCCAUUACAAGAGACAUAAAUGAAGCCUCUUUGGUGAUCAGCCAUGCAGGAGCAGGCAGCAUUCUGCAAGCACUGAGAGCUGGAAAGAAACUGAUAGCGGUGGUGAAUGAGUCGUUGCUGAGCAAUCACCAGAGUGAGCUUGCCAGCCAGUUGCACAAGGAGGGCUACCUCCUUUGCUGCACUUGUGGGGAACUGCAGAAGACGCUCGAGGAGAUGGAACCCAGCCGGCUCAGAACCUUCCCAGAAGCCAACCUGAGCCGAUUCCCACAACUUCUCGAUGGCAUCAUGGGCUGGUCGGCAUAGAAACCGUGCCGCCGUUUGUCCAGAGUCUCGUGGGCUGGUCACAGAAGCUCCAGUUGUGUUCAUUUCUACACUUCGCAGGCAACAACGAGCCAAGAGUGACAGGCUAUGACCAGCUGUACCCUUCAUUUUUCUAACGCAAUUGUCGUUUGCUGCAAUACUAUUGAUUGGCCGAAAGAAGCUCGGGGCAUGCAGUCAGGCCUGCCAUUUUUCGCUUGUCAGAAACCGACGAUAUUAUCCCUCCUUUAUAAGCGAAAACAAUGUCUGCAAUGAGGUGAAUUGAACGACGCUUUUAAGACUUAUUUAUGUUAGGUUUGGUCAAUCUAGAUGUUUUAGAUAUAUUACGAGUCAUUAAAAUGAACAUAUCCAUUGCUCGCAGAGUUCUCCUCUCCGAGUUGUACGUAUUUGGACUGUCCCAUAAAGAGUGUUAAUAAACUCCUUCAAACUACUG